GGCAACGCGUUAACCGUCACAGAGAAGUGCCAGUGCCACGGCUAAAGUUUUUCAAAUGGUUAUAAUGGUAAAUACCUAUUGACUAAGUUGUAACAGCAUUACAAAAUAUACAUUUUUCUACGUAUAGAAUGCUGUUUUAUUAGAUUUUUAGUUUUUUAUGUUAAGAAAUCUUGGAAAUUCGCUUUUUUAACUGAUGUUUUUGUAGAACAAAUGGUACAAUGUCGGAUAACGACACGAGUUCAGUUGGUGAACAGGCUGAAAACACAUCGACUUUUACACCGGAAGACAAUGAAGAAUGUGAUGCUGAACCCUCCGAGAUUCGGCAGGAGCCUGGGGGGAGAUCAAAGGAGCUGCCAGCGGACAUGUACUACAACUAUGAAGAGCUUCACUCCAGACCGACUGUCACACCUGACUCUGAAAUCCCAGAGAACCUCCUUCACCUCUCCCACUCCUUCGGGUAUGACAGCAGUCGCAGAUCAAAUCUGAAGCUGCUGGAUGAGACGACGUUGAUGUUCAUAGCAGGAAACCUGCUCGUCCUGCUGGACGUUCCCACCAAGCAGCAGAGGUACCUGCGCUCCUGCAGCGGGGAAGGAAUCGGGGCCAUCGCGGUGCAUCCUGCCAAAGAGUUCUUUAGUGUGGCAGAAAAAGGAAACCAUCCCAGCAUCAUCAUCUAUGAAUACCCUUCACUAAGACCGUAUCGCGUCCUCAGAGGUGGGACAGAGUGCGAGUACAGCUUUGUGGACUUUAACCUCGACGGGAGCCUGCUGGCCAGCGUGGGCGGAGCCCCCGACUACAUGCUGACCCUGUGGAACUGGAGGCAGGAGGAGGUGAAGCUGAGCUGCAAGGCCAUCUCGCAGGAGGUCUACAGAGUCAGCUUCUCCCCGUACAACCCGGGACUGCUCACCUCAUCGGGAUCGGGUCACAUCAAGUUUUGGAAGAUGGCGACCACCUUCACAGGUCUCAAACUGCAAGGAGUCAUGGGACAUUUUGGGAAAACCGCAGCAACCGAUAUUGAGGGCUUCGUGGAACUUCCAGAUGGAAAGGUGGUGUCAGGCACAGAGUGGGGCAACCUGCUGCUGUGGGAAGGGAACACCAUCCGGGUGGAGAUAUGCCGGAAAGAGCGGCGGAGGUGCCACAUUGGGAUGGUCCAGCCGUUCACCCUGGAAGACGGACAGCUGAUGACAUUUGGUGCUGAUGGAGCCAUUAGGGCCUGGGACUUUGAGAGGAUCAACACAUCCAGCAGCAGCAGCAGCAUGUUUGAGAUGGAGCCCAUCAACGAGUUGGUGGUCGGACACAACGUCUGGCUUUCCUCUGUGGUUCGCAGCUCCCUGCCGGACUCUUUCAUCUGGUUCGCUCAGGAUUCUAACGGAGCCGUCUGGAAACUGGACCUUUCCUUCACCAACACGGCUGCUGAACCAGAGCGUCUGUUCUCCUUCCACUCCGGGGCGAUCCAAGGCCUGGACGUGUCGAAGAAAUCCCACCUGAUGGCCACUACCACUCUGGACCGUUCAGUCAGAGUGUUUGACUUCGUGGCUAAAAGAGAACUUCUAGCUACCCGCUUUAAUCAGGGAGGAACUACGCUCAGCUGGGCUCCACCUCUGGUUAACCAGAGCGGAGGUUUACUGGUAACGGGUUUUGAGGACGGGGUGGUCCGUUUACUGGAGCUGUACAACCCUCGGAGGCCUCAGGGGGCCACUGAAACAGACGCCGAGCUGCGCCUCAGACAGGCCUUCAAACCGCACAACGCCCCUGUUACCACCGUGGCGUACGAUCGGAGCGGAGAGAUCCUGGCCACAGGGAGUUCAGACUGCACCGUUUUCUUCUUCACGGUUGGGGACAAGUACCAGCCCAUCGGCUUCAUCCACGUUCCCGGGCCUGUCCAAGCGCUUGAGUGGUCUCCUCAUUCCCACACCGAAAACAGGCUGCUCAUCCUGUGUCGUAGCGGACACGUCGUUGAGGUUCACAGUGCAGACCUGGCAGCUCAGGAGUCAACCAAGACCUACAAGCUCCACAACCUGCCCAGGAGGUCCUUCAGGUUUAGGAGCAUCAAAUCGCGAAUCAAGAGAGAGGAGGAAAUCACAAGACGUCAGGCAGCAAAGGAGAAGAAAAGGAAAGAGAGAGAAGAGAGGCUUAAAGAGCUAGGGGAGGAGAAUGCAGUGGCUCUGGAAAAAGAGGAGGAGGAGAAGGAGGAGGAUGAGCCGGAGCUGCCUCCCAUCUGCAUCCCAAAUCCUCCAAGUCCUCUCUGCUGUGGCUUCUACUCACAGCCGGGACAGUUUUGGCUCUCAAUGGGAGGCUUCGAUGCAGGUUUCCUGUAUCACUGCAAACUCUCAGAGAAUCAGGAGGAGGAUCCUCUGCAGCGACAGGAUGAACCCUUUGCCUUCCGGCACAUCCACGAAGCAGACCACGAUCCUAUUUGCUCCGUGACUUUCAGCUCCGGCAGGCAGCUGCUGCUCUGCGGCAUGCAGUCCGGCUCCAUCAGGGUUUACCCUCUGCAGCCCGGAGACCACAGCCUCACCUCUCUGCAAGCCUACUGGGCCCUGAGCGUUCACGACAACCAGUAUGGACACCUGCGACACGUGCGCUGCAGCCUCGACGACCUGUUUGUGCUGACGGCCGGCGGUGAUAGCAACAUCUUCUCCUUCUGUCUGCUUCCUCCCGAAGAGGUGCAGAAAACGCUGGAGACGAAGGCCAAGAUACCCUCACCGCGGGCUGGACUGGAAAUCGAGGCGUUGGCCCUGGACAUCGAAGACCCGGCAGCGUACAGCAUUGAGACAGCCAAACAGAAGACGGAAAAAGACAACCUGCGUCGGGAGGCUGAGCUGAAGGAAGCCGAAAUGCAGAGACAGCUGCUCGAGCUUCAGAGGAGAUUCAAACAGGUCCUGAGCGACAACCAGAGUCUGCCUGAGCACAUCCGGCUGAAACCAGAGGAACUCCUGCUGGAUCGCCGUUUUUACGAACAGGCCGAGAAGCAGAAGGCCCGGAAGGUGAUGGAGGUCCGGAAGCAGAUGGCCUGGGAGCAGGAGCGCAGCAGCAUCGCCCUGCGGAAACUGCAGGAAUGGUCUGAAGGCACCCAGCAGACAGACGUCAUCACUGUAGUGGCGUUACGCAGCAACCACAGAGUCUCUACGUACCGUCUACCAGCGCUUCCCCCGCCUUUAACUCUGGACAAACCUCACAUUACAACUAACCCUAACGCAGACGGAGGAGCUGCACAGGAAAGGAGAAAACCCAGAGCAGAGCCUCCCAAAGACAGCCACCAAACACAGGCAGGGGCCGUGCUGCAGCCCACUGUGGUUCCCAAAGCCAGGAUAAAACUGGGAGAUCGGCAGGAAGAGAAGCUCCGAAAGGCUGCAGAGAAGGCAGAGCAAGCCCGAGCUAAAAUAGAGAGGAGGAAGCAGGAAUGGGCCCAAAUUUACGCAGAGAAGCCGGAGGAGAACUACGUGGACCCUCAGGAUGUUCAGGCUAUUCGUGAAGCCAAGGAGAACCUCAGAGACUUCAUCAGGGGGAAACAGCCCAGGGUGGACGUUGAACAGAAGAAAAAAGAGCUGGUUGCUUUGGAGGAAAAAAUCCAUGAGAAGCAGGCUGAGAUGAACAGGUGGAUCGUAGCCCUGCGUGACCACAAGGUUCGCCUGCUGUCCUGGAUGGCGGCUCAGGCUCAGCGACUGCAGGAGGUCCAACAGGGUCUCGCAGUCCACCUCCGUCAGCCGCCUCCCACCCUGACCACCAUUUUACCGGAGGAAAUGCCCGAGAAGAAGCUGCAGGUCAGCCAAGCCACCUUACAGCGAUACUGGACACUGAGAGAGCAGAGAAUGAAGUGUGUGGAUCAGGAGGACGCUGUGAGUUUAUUGGAGCAGCUGGAGAAAGAGAUGGAGCUGGAGGAAGACAGAGUGAGAGGAGAAGAGAAGUGCCCCACAGUUUCUGCCGUAAGCAGGGAUGCUCAGGAGACACCGGUGGAGCUGAGUGAGCUGGAGGAGGAGCUGCAGAUGGAGGAGGAGAUCCGGCUGCUCUACGAGCAGAACUGUCUGCUCCAACAGAUGGAAAACUCAGUUUGCCAGUUUGAUGCGGAGCUCCUGCAGCUGCAUCGCCACAAGCUGCAUCUGGACAGCCAGCUGAAACUGGCCGACCUCCGGCUGCUCACGCUCCUCCAGGAGAUGCUGAUCCUCAAGCAGUUUGAGAAGAGGGAGGGAGCGCUGGAGGAGAAACGCAACGGCUGCCUCCAGGAGGAGAAGAGCAUCACUUCGAAGCUGGAGGAGUGCAACGAGCUGCUGGAGCAGAAGAGGAGCGACAUCGCCAAGCUGCAGGAGAGGGAGAAGACCGUAACCGAUGACUUUAAGGCUUCACUCGGGGAAAAUAACCCGUUCCAGGAGUUCCUGACCAAGGUCUUCAAAAAGAAGAUCAAACGGGUGAAGAAGAAGGAGGAGGGAAGUGAAGGAGAAGAAAAAGACAGCGACGAAGACUCCGAUGAAGAGAGCGACUCAGAUGACGACUAUGACAGCGACUUGGAGGAAGGAAACGCUGCUUUCGACGACAGCGUCUGUCCUCGAGGCUGCGAGCCGGAGCUGUUUGAAAACACCCUGCAGCUGCGUGAGCGUCGUCUGGAUGUGGAGGAGCUGCUGGUGGAGGAGAAGAGGAUCUUGGAGGCUCUGAAGAAGGAGAGCGAGCUGCUCGUCAAGAAGAUCAAAGUGGUCCAGGGCAGCCGGCGGGCGGUGGAAGAUGACUUGGAGUUAAUCAACAAGGAGAAACAGCAGAAAAUGAACGAACUGGACGUGGUGGUUCCUCUCAGACUGCAUCAGAUUGCUUUUCUCACCAACGGCUCGAUACCAUCAGACCUGAGCGAGGCGAUGGUGCUGGACCGGGCCGAGCUGCAGGGGCUGCAGCAGCGCAUCCAGCAGCUGGAGGCGGAGAAGGUCGAGCAGAAAGAGCUGCACCGGCAGGCUCACCAGCACCGGAACAGGCUGAUCCGUGAAGGGAAGGACAUGAACGCCAGGAUCCAAGAGCUAGAGCUGCAGUGCAACGAGCUGCUGAUGACAAAGUUUGGCCGGCUGGUGGAUCUGGAAGCUCUGCAGAUGCUGACAGGGAGCAGGAGGCUGGAGGAGCUCAAACAGGAGAAGCUGCUCACCGAAGCAGCUCAGGCCAAGGAGAUCAAACUCUGGGACGUGAAGAUCGAGGAGUCCUUGGAGGCUUUAACGGAGGCGAUGAAGACUAACAACAAGCACCUCCACAACCUGUCAACCCUGUACGAACAGAGGAAGGAGCUGGAGCAGAAACUCAACGCCAGGCAGAAGAAAAUGGGCAGACGGCAGUUCCGGGACCACAGGAGACUCCAGGACCAGGACGCCAUCCGGCGGCUGGAGGAGCUGGUGCAAAAACAAUGCCAGCAGGCUGAAGCUCUCUGGAAAGACAUCGACCUGCUGUCCUCUAAAGGAGGACACGUGUUGCCCCACAACUGUGCCCCCCUGGCCCCGAUAGCCCCGCUGCCCUCCCCCACCAGUGACAUGUCCACGGAGAAGCAGGGGGCCGCUAUCGCUCCAGAGCUCCACCACAAUUAGCCACACAGCUAAUUUUAUAUCGCUUUCUGCCUUAAUCAAAACAAUACGUGAAACAGAAAUUGGAAACGUGUCAUUUUUGUUCCUCCGAUAUUUAAUGUAUUUUUAUCCCAAGAACUGCUGUAAUUAUUUGGUACAAAGGCCUCCAACCUACUUGGAAACCUCUUGAGUUGUAAGCAUUAAAGUGUUCCCACAGCAGCAGGAAACUGAUGAGGAUGAAAUAAACUGCAG
Molecule: messenger RNA, 5777 nt
Organism: Fundulus heteroclitus (mummichog)
Lineage: Eukaryota; Metazoa; Chordata; Actinopteri; Cyprinodontiformes; Fundulidae
Product: cilia- and flagella-associated protein 44
Exons: 34
Coding region: 219-5549 (1776 amino acids)
Molecular function (GO): protein binding
Source: RefSeq, a predicted model, not a curated record